UCAUUUUUGAAACAGAGGAGCUACAGUAUUUACAGAUACUACAGCGGGAGCUCGACGGCGCAACGAGAAAGUGUUCCAGGAGGUCUCUGCACUGUUGGCCGCACGCGGAUUCACGAGAACGUUUCACCAGUGUAGAUAAAAACUUAAAAAUCUGAAGAGCGAGUAUAGAGCCGUCAAGGACCACAAAGGCCGGAGUGGUUCCAGUAGAAAAACGUGGAAGUGGUUUGACAGGAUGGACGCCAUAUACGGCCUUAGACCGGCCAACUUUGGGAGGGAGGGAGGCCUGGAGGAUGACGAUGCCGUUGUGACUAGCGACGAGGAACAGUCCCAAACAACGACUGAUGGCAGUGCACCGUCCCCAACACAAAGUCAAGCACAGACACCAACUCGAGCACAAGCAACGCCGAGCGCCAGCGCGACCCCGCAGCGUGUGGUUCUAGGCAAGAGGAAACGAAGAGAGGAGCACCUCACAGACCUGAGGGAGAUGCUCACCGCAGAUCUGCCCCAGCAGGAACGGCACCAUGAACAGAACCUGGCCCAGGAGAAACAUCACCGGGCCCAGCAGGAACGGUACCUGGCCCAGGAGGAACAGCUACAUGAACGGCACCUGACCCAGGAGGAAUGGUACCUGGCCCAGGAGGAACAGCUACAUGAACUGCAGCUAGCUGCCCGGACGAGGGAGUUGGAUGCAGGCUUUAGAAGGGAGGAGAUUGCUCAACAGCAGGCCUUCCUGACCGCUUUUCUCCAGUUGGUGCAGCAACACUUCCAAAAUUAGGAUCAAUAAAGUACUUCUUAUCUCUUGUUGAUAAAUAAUUGCAAUCAUAAGAGAAGGAGGAUAAGAGAUCAUGGGAGAAUGAGAAGGAAGGAGGAACAGUUGCUGAUACAUAUUUCUUUUGUAAUGGUAUUAAGAAUAAUACAUGUAGUGAACAUUUUAAUACCCUCGUUGUUGUUGUGGCCACUAGACUCAAACAACACAUUGCUUAUAUGAGCUGUAGAGGUGAUUUUGUAGAGCUGUAUUCCAGUGUUCAGUCUUUUUGUUAACUAGCUGCUAAGUAAGUGUAACUGGCAAAAUGGCAAGCAACUAUGUGCUAUAUAUAUAUGUGUAUAUGCCGUUAAUAACUGCAAUAUAUACCUGGCUGCUAAA
This is a messenger RNA of Trematomus bernacchii (emerald rockcod), 1144 nucleotides long. RefSeq names its product involucrin-like. Bases 233 to 775 code for a protein of 180 amino acids. The record is from RefSeq and is a predicted model, not a curated record. The transcript has 3 exons. Lineage: Eukaryota; Metazoa; Chordata; Actinopteri; Perciformes; Nototheniidae.